AGACAGCCUGGCAACAGCAACCGAUUUGACGAGCCAACCGUAGCUCAAUGCAGUUAGCUAGCUGACGCUUAAAUCUGUGUAAUUCACACAGUUCACCAUUUGAGAAGAGGUAAAGAGUACGUUUAAGUCGUGAGACACCGAGAAGCUAUGUUGUUUGUUUGCGUAAGAAGCUUGUUAAUGAGCUAAUGUGGUUUGCUAACCUAGCCGAAUCAUGUUAGCUAGCUAACUGCAUAGCAACCGGAACUGAGGCAUGAAGCUAGCCAUUGAAUAAGCGCUCGGUACAGUAAAGUUAGUCAGGUUGUUAACAUCUCCUUGGGGCUGAGCAGCUCUGUAGCUCUUGCUGUUGGCUGCUGUGGAGAUCUUUGAGCAGUUCCGAUUCACGUGAGGAUGAGUUAACGUUAACGUUAGCUUCAGAAGGGUGGAGAAAGUUAGAAAGGCUCGGGGUCAGGACCGGACCGAUACAACGAAUGUCAAGUUUACUUUGGUCCUGACAAAAGAGUGAACGAAUUGUUGCAAAGUGCAUCUGAAGGUACAAGUUAGGGGUGUAAAAUGAAAGUUAUGGAGAAAAACGUGAUGCGCCUUGUUGCUGUGCAACACUUGCGCUCAGCUUAUGGGAUAAAGACAAAGAACUGGAACAAAAGCAAAGCAGCCAGCUGUAACGUUAAGGCAACAGCCAGCGGCUCGACAAAGGUUUUCGGGGUAUCUCUGGAGAACUUACCGUACUACAAUAUGGAAUGUGGGAGAGUGCCAAGCUUUCUGGUUGACGCAUGUCAGAAACUCAUGGCACAUGUCGACACAGAGGGCCUGUUCAGAAAAUCAGGCUCUGUCGUUCGCCUGAAAGCACUGCGGGCAAAAUUAGAUGUGGGCGAGGAGUGCCUGUUUACUGCACUUCCCUGUGAUGUGGCCGGUCUGGUGAAGCAGUUCUUCAGGGAGCUGCCAGAGCCCGUGCUACCCACAGAGCUGCAGGAGGCCUUCCUCAAGGCCCAGCAGCUCCCCACCAUGGAAGACAGGACCUCGGCCACCAUGCUCCUGUCAUGUGUACUACCUGACAGAAACCAAACUGUCCUGCGUCACUUUUUUGACUUCCUCCACAAUGUGUCUAAGAGGAGUGCAGAGAAUAAGAUGGAUAGCAGUAACUUGUCUGUAAUCUUGGCUCCCAAUCUCCUUCACUUUGGAGACGGUACAGAGAAGAUGAACGCCAACACGGAGAAACGGCUCAAGCUACAGGCAGCCAUAAUACACUGCUUCAUAGAGAAUGCCCACAACUUUGGUGUGUUACCUCAGUUUCUUUUAGAGAAAGUUCCAGCCAUGAUUGGCUGUGAGGCGGGCGGUCUGUCGCCUUCUCACCAUGAACUUGAGGAGCUGGACUCAGGGAUGAAGAAGAGACACAGACGAAGCUUUGGAGAUAUGGUCAAUGGUGCUCUGAGUAAGAUAAAAACUAAUAGAACACCAACAAAUGCCACCCAGUCAGACAGUCUUGUUUUUUCUUCUGCAACUCCUGUGAUUGCAACACCAUCUUCAAAGCGAAAACUUCCUUUGGAGUCUGGUCACUCCUUUGGAUUCUCAAACAAAAAACGUAGAUCUAUCAAAAAGAACCUUGGGAUAGAAUUACUUCCCAGUACUCUGUUCAGCGGGACGUCCACGCCUGGAUCAGCUAACAGUGCCUCUGGAGUUUUGGACUCUUCCCAAAAUACCCAGUCAUCAGCAGGGAGGUCUAGAAGGCACUCAACUACCUCUAUGAGGAGGAAGAGCCGACGACUUAGCAACAGGCAUGCUGUCAACAGAGUUGAAUCUGGGAGUGCCGGCUGCUUUUCUCCUAAAGCCAGCAAGAAAGAAGCACCACACAAAUAUCUGCGAUUGCGUUUUAGCAUGGGGAAGAGCAGCAAAGAUGCUGGGUCUGAGUCCAUUGGCUGGCGACUUGCCACUCAGGAGAGCACCACCAGGUUUUGUUUUACCGAAGAGACAGAGUUCACUCCAUCUGCUGUGCCUAGAAAGGCUGAAUCCAAAAGCUCCAAGUACAUCAGUAAGUCUGAGGACAACUUGCUGACCCCGCAAUAUGACUCAAGUGUCCACCAGAUCUCAUGGAGCGGGGAGACUCCUGUAGGAGCCCAGGCUUUCAGCAGAGGAUCUUUCACAGACACCCCCAUGAACAUGUGCCUAAAGACCAACUACAUGUCUGAGCCAGCCAUUGUCAUAUCAAAACCCCCAGCAGUGGCCAGCCUUCCCAAGAAGCUGUGUUGUGCUUCCAGUGCUGAGAGCCUGGAGAGUGAGUGCUCCAUCCUUAAAGCCCCGAACCGAGCCGGUCCCACCCUGCUGAAAAUAAAGACUGCAUUCGCUGAGUCGGACAGUGACCUCCAAGCUGUCAUACAGGACCCCUGCAACUCUACAGGAACAUGCGCAACAAACCCGUCAGACAACAUCCUAGUCCUGCCACCGCAGACUCCUACAGGCAGAGUUCUGUCUGUGGACACAGAGGCCUCCAGCUUUCCAGCUCCAGAGAGCCUUCUGGCUAAUGAUCACAACAUUACCUUUGGCCACAGUGAAAUUGACACUUUAUCACCGUUGCAUAUUGACAGUGUAGUUUCCGAGUCUGAUGUAUACUGUAGUCCAGCAUUAAAGGUGGACAAAGACUCCUUCUGUGAUGCUCCCAUCAGUAGCCACAACAGCUUCGUGGUGGUAGAGAGUGAAAGGGAGGAAGAGCAGGUGAACUGCAGCAGGCUGAUCGAUGCUCUGGACAUCCACAGUCCGGCUCCCUUUAAACUGGGUGUCUCCCCUGGGCUGCAGUCCACUCCCUACAAGCUGGACUUUGAACUCAGAGGUGAGCUUGGUACACCUCCAGGUACUAUAGUCAGUGCGGUACAGGAAAAAAACAGAUGUUCCGAAGUCGAGAAACAACAACCCCUCUCGCCACGCAGUCUGGAGACUGAGAAGCGCCGGGUGGCAGACCACAUUCAUCACUUCAACAAGCUCACACUGCGGUCUCCCAGAGGCUCCAUGGCCAAACAAACCAGAUCGCCACUCAAGUUCCAGCGUACCCCUGUGCGUCAAACUAUCCGCAGGAUGAACACUCUGCUGGGGGAGAGCAGGAGACCCACCAGACAUGCAGAACUCAGCCAGGGUGGUCCACUGGGGAAGGCCGUAAGCCUGGAGAGUGGCCUGUCCCCUCACUCACAGCUUCAGCCUUACCAGGGGGAGGCACAAAUGGGACUGUCCAACAGCAUUUGUCCCAUAAAGAAAGCACCUCCAGUCCCGCCCAAAAGGCCAAGCACCUUGGCCCGUAAACCCAAGGCCUGUGCUCUGGACGACAUGACCAACAAGGUCCAACCAAAGACAAAAGUGGACUGUUCUGUGCCUGAUCCAUCAGGAGCUCAGAAGCCUCUUGUGCAGCAGGUAGUAGGGAAGGACAUGAACCAUUACAGAGGUUCACCCAGAAACCCUCUCAACCAAGGACGACUGAUGUCCGCCACCAGGCCUGUAGACUUAUAGUUUGAAAUCUUUUUGCCUUUUAUGUUCCCUCCGUCCUAUGCAGGUCUCUGUCUGGUAGGGCUAUGUGACGUCAAACAUACCGUCUUAUGUUAUGCGUAUAUUCAGGGGUUUUAAUUUAUUUUUAGCUACUGUAGGUGCUGUUUGUGUUGUGUUAGGGCCUUAAUGGGAGGUGUUCAUAUGCUUUAAGUUUGUUUUACUCUAGUAAAACAACUUUAGAAGUAUCGACACAACAGCCUACAUGAUCGCAUGUUGCGUAGUUUUUAGACAUUAGAGUGUAAACCAAAUUAUGUGAAUUGUGAUUGAUGGUAUGACUGGAAAUGUUUAGAUCAAGUCUUAUGCUUUUAUUUAUGCAUAUUAUAUCUAAUCUGUAGUUAGAUGGGGUUUUUUUGUAAUAUAAAAAACAGUUUCAGCUGUUUCUUUAUUAGAGAAUAUUUUCUUACUGUCUUGUCAUGAACAGGAAAAAAAGAGAAAAUGCACCUUUUUGUUUAUCCUAUGAAAGAAGAAAAAAAGCCAAGCAGUAUUGAUCUCUUAUUUGUCUAUUGCAGUCCAUUCAUUUCAAAACCAACAGCCAGUAAAAUGCUUUGCCAUGUGAACUGCUUCAGACGAAUAAAAUCAGCAUACAUCUUU
This is a messenger RNA of Micropterus salmoides (largemouth bass), 4113 nucleotides long. RefSeq names its product Rho GTPase activating protein 11A (gene arhgap11a). The record is from RefSeq and is a predicted model, not a curated record. Bases 550 to 3486 code for a protein of 978 amino acids. Gene Ontology annotation, biological process: signal transduction. Lineage: Eukaryota; Metazoa; Chordata; Actinopteri; Centrarchiformes; Centrarchidae. The transcript is spliced from 12 exons.